Messenger RNA from Peronospora matthiolae, 300 nucleotides. Lineage: Eukaryota; Oomycota; Peronosporomycetes; Peronosporales; Peronosporaceae. The record is from the annotation of a GenBank genome assembly.
AUGCUGUGUCGCGCGCUCAAGCAUGUAUCGGGGCUUCAGGCCAAACUGGGCGAGGAGCAGGAUUCUCUAUCCGCCCGAUACACUGAGUGUGAUCAAUUGCGUCGAAUCGCAUCGGAUCGUGACGUUACGUUGGACCAGAUGCAAUUUCAGCUCACGGACAUGGCUUCCGAACGAGAUUGCGCAAUAGGAGAUCACACGACCCGUCGGGAUCGCAUGGCGUCGCUGCUGUAUGGAGAGCUUUCAGCCACACCUACGAAGGUGGGACCGUCUACGCACACGCCCGUUCCCGCGACUCCUUAG